UUAAAUUCUUUUGUUAUACAAUUAUGAUGAGGUCAUUCAUAAAAAGCAGUUAUUACGAAAUCAUUAUUGAACGUUUGUGUGUGUGUUUCCCAUGUAAAAGUUGCCAUGGAUAUAACUGAUAUUUUUGGCACGUAUCUUCUUUUGACAAGUAUACAAUACUGUGAUGGCGUUUGCAGCUUUCCAGAUGAAUUGCGAGGAGUUUGGAUAAGUCUAUAUAAUGGCCCAAUGGUUUUUGGGUCUUCCUCUAUCUCUGGAUAUAACACAUCUAUACCAAAUAUGAAGACGUUACAUCUUAAUUGUGUUGAAAGAAAUUCUACGUUCUAUAUAUUAAAGUCUGCACAGGUUUUUAAAGUAUUUGGACAUGAGGUACAUAUGUACAUGUGUUUGGAAAUGGCACAACAGUCAGAUUCUGUUUUUCAAUAUUACAUACGAACAGAUUUCGACAAUUAUUUGAACGAAUUUAUGAAAGGACAUGGCAAGAUAAAUACUAGUACUUUAGACGAAGUCUGUGUUCCAGGUUUGGCAAAUGAAAUAUUACUGGUGCGAAAUGUUUCGUUGAUGCAAAGAUCGUUAGGGUCAAUGUGCCCUCAGAUUAUUCAAGGUUACUAUGGUAACAUAACGCAAGACAGUACAGAAAAUGGAAUAUGCAGUGAUGGAUACUUUGAUUCUUGUAAAAAGUCAACUCAUUUUAAGUUGAAUAUUGACGAAAACUGUUCAAAUAUGUUUGGAAAUACAACUUUUACUUGUGUUCAUUAUGUCGAAGAUAGUGGAAGCCAUUUAUAUGCAUGGACAGACAAUGCGAACCUUUACAAGUUUUCACCUUUUGGAUUUUUCUGUAUGAAUGUUUCACAAGCUGGCGGUGUUGUUAGUAUGUCCAUUCAUUCUGAUCUUUGUAGUUUAGCUGAUAAUACAAUUCUCAGUUUUCAAUUACAAGAUGUAUUUGAUAAAUGCUUUGAAGACACUACUAAAGAUAUCAGUACUGUCACAACAGAUAAAAAGAUGGAAAGUAACUUAAGUUCUGGCGUGAUUGUAGUGAUUGUAUUGGUUGUAUUUAUUAGUGUAACCUGUGUCAUAAUUUUCGUCUUACAUUGGCAGCGUAAAAGACUUGGUCUUAAUUGUAAAAAACGUAAAACCAAUGAGGAUUAUAGAUUUGAUGACGUUGCAACAAAAACACAAGACACUGAAUCUGUUCAAUGAUGUAUAUGUUAAUAAGACUUGAUUGUGAUUAAAA
Messenger RNA from Mytilus trossulus (common blue mussel), 1231 nucleotides. RefSeq lists its product as uncharacterized. The record is from RefSeq and is a predicted model, not a curated record. The transcript is spliced from 9 exons. Lineage: Eukaryota; Metazoa; Mollusca; Bivalvia; Mytilida; Mytilidae. The coding region runs from base 106 to 1197 and encodes 363 amino acids.